AUGCAAUACCAUCUCACCUCGUUACAGAACUCCGAUCUCCGCAUUGUCCCUGAGCACGGCCCCAAGGCUGCUUCCGUGCAAGACACCUCCAACAGCUUCGGUCUUCACGACACUCUCAAGUAUGGUCCCCGGAGUCUCGCUGCGGAGGUUCAUACUACAAGUAAGGUCAAGGACCGUCUUGAGAACUGGGAGGCGACCCAGGACAACCUCAAGCUCCAGAUGCAGCGCCAGAUCUUCGGUCUUCACAUGCCCAUGCGUCUCCUCAUGGAGCGCAAGAUCGUGAGCCAGAAUGCGCACAUGCCCAUAUUCCCCCAAUCCAACCUCCACCUCGACAUCCUCAUGGGCCGCGACGAGACACUCGAGUGCGCCGACUUCAUGACACCAACGGGGGAGAUGAGCCAGUCUCUGGAUAUCCACGCUGACAUGGAGAAGAAGCUGCGCAUGUGA
Molecule: messenger RNA, 447 nt
Organism: Epithele typhae
Lineage: Eukaryota; Fungi; Basidiomycota; Agaricomycetes; Polyporales; Epitheliaceae
Product: proteasome maturation factor UMP1
Exons: 5
Coding region: 1-447 (148 amino acids)
Biological process (GO): proteasome assembly
Cellular component (GO): nucleus; cytoplasm
Source: RefSeq, a predicted model, not a curated record